AUGGUUUUGGAGGACGAAAGCAGCGACGACCAUUCUAGCCCCCCGUACAUGCAUUCUUCCUCCACAGACGGUCUCAACGAGGUUCCUUUCACCAUUGAAGAUCCAGAUUACAAGGGGCUUGAGCUGGAUGUGAUGUCUCCAUGUGAGAAGCACGGCAUGGCAUCUGAGAGGCUUGUUGCCUUUGAAGGAACAGACACAGGCAGGAGGUUUUUAGCAUGUGCACAGCCGGAAGGUAGCAAUUGUGGCUUUGUUGAAUGGGUUGAUCACCAGUGGCCCCCAACAAUGCAGAAUGCAUUGUUGAAGCUAUGGGCAAUGGUUGAAGAUGCCAAAAGUGCUAGGGUGAAUGACAAUCUUGAGAAUUCUUUCACUAUCCACCAUCUGACAGAAGAGAAGAACAAGCUGGAGGCCAACUAUGACAAGCUAGUCCAAGAUGUGCAUGAGCUGAUGAACUUCCAGGAAGAUAAGGUGGUGGAUUUCAGGCAUCUGCAGUCUGCCAUUACAUAUCAGCAGGAGGUAAGAAAAGAACUGACUGAUGAUAUGAAGGCAAAGAUGGCAACUGAGAUGGCAAAGAAAGAUGCAGAGACCCAGCAACUUACUCAGAAGUAUGAGGUGCUGCUCAACCUGACAAGAGCUCAAGCAACAGUCAUUCAGAACUUGAAGUUGAACAAAAUGAAAGAGAAGCAAGUGCUUACUGAAGCUAGUAUGAAUUUGGAGCUGAAGAAUGCAGAGCUAACUAAGUGUCAGGAGAAGCUCACCCAAGAGAAGCUAGAGUUGAAGCUUCAGGUUGCUGAUCUGCUUAAGGGAAAUAAAAAGCAUAUUGAAGAGAAGUGGUAG
This is a messenger RNA of Triticum dicoccoides, 834 nucleotides long. RefSeq lists its product as uncharacterized. Gene Ontology annotation, molecular function: zinc ion binding. The transcript has 3 exons. Bases 1 to 834 code for a protein of 277 amino acids. The record is from RefSeq and is a predicted model, not a curated record. NCBI's taxonomy places the organism in Eukaryota, Viridiplantae, Streptophyta, Magnoliopsida, Poales, Poaceae.